UCCUCCCCUGCGCCCCGCCCGCCCGGGCUCAGACGGAGACAGGACAGCGGACGGCAGCCGCGCCCAGUGCCCCCCGACCAGCCUAGCCCAGCGGGGACCCCAUCGGACCGGACAGGCCGAGGCGGGCCGGGACAGGACCGCUUCUUGGGCUCCCGCCUGCGCCCUUGCUCGCCCUCCCUCCGUCCGUCUGCGGGCCUUCCCUGGCCCGCGCCGCCCGCAGUCACCUCUCCGUCAGACGCUCGCGCCAUGUUCAGCUGGCUGAAGCGCGGGGGCGGCGGGGCCGCCCGGGGCCAGCGGGCUGAGGCCAUCCGCACGGUGACCACGGCGCUCAAGGAGCUGUACCGGGCCAAGCUGCUGCCGCUGGAGGAGCAUUACCGCUUCGGCACCUUCCACUCGCCGGCCCUGGAGGACGCCGACUUCGACGGCAAGCCCAUGGUGCUGGUGGCCGGCCAGUACAGCACGGGCAAGACCAGCUUCAUCCAGUACCUGCUGGAGCAGGAGGUUCCGGGCUCCCGCGUGGGGCCCGAGCCCACCACCGACUGCUUCGUGGCCGUCAUGCACGGGGAGACCGAGGGCACCAUGCCCGGCAACGCCCUCGUCGUGGACCCGGACAAGCCCUUCCGCAAGCUCAACCCCUUCGGGAACACCUUCCUCAACAGGUUCAUGUGCGCUCAUCUUCCCAACCAAGUCCUGGAGAGCAUCAGCAUCAUCGACACCCCGGGCAUCCUGUCUGGGGCCAAGCAACGAGUGAGCCGAGGCUACAACUUCCCCGCCGUGCUGCGCUGGUUCGCCGAGCGCGUGGACCUCAUCAUUCUGCUCUUCGACGCCCACAAGCUGGAGAUCUCCGACGAGUUCUCGGAGGCCAUCGGGGCCCUGCGGGGGCACGAGGACAAGAUCCGCGUGGUCCUCAACAAGGCGGACCUGGUGGAGACGCAGCAGCUGAUGCGCGUGUACGGGGCGCUCAUGUGGGCGCUGGGCCGCGUGGUGGGCGCCCCCGAGGUCCUGCGCGUCUACAUCGGCAGCUUCUGGGCCCAGCCCCUGCUGGUGCCCGACAACCGGCGCCUCUUCGAGCUGGAGGAGCAGGACCUGUUCAGGGACAUCCAGGCCCUGCCUCGCCACGCCGCCCUGCGCAGGCUCAACGACCUCGUCAAGCGGGCCCGCCUGGUCCGGGUGCACGCCUACAUCAUCAGCUACCUGAAGAAGGAGAUGCCCUCCGUGUUUGGGAAGGAGAACAAGAAGAAGCAGCUCAUCACCAAGCUGCCCAUCAUCUUCGCCAAGAUCCAGCUGGAGCAUCAGAUCUCCCCCGGGGACUUCCCCGACUGUGAGCAGAUGCAGGAGCAGCUCAUGGUUCACGACUUCACCAAGUUCCACUCGCUGAAGCCCAAGCUGCUGGAGGCCCUGGACGAGAUGCUGACCCAGGACAUCGCCAAGCUGAUGCCGCUGCUGCGCCAGGAGGAGCUGGAGAGCCCCGAGGUGGGCGUGCAGGGCGGGGCCUUCGAGGGCACCCACAUGGGCCCCUUCGUGGAGCUGGGCCCCGGGGAGGCCCUGGGCGAGGGCGGGGAGGAGGGGGACGAGGAGGCCGAGUGGGUGGUGACCAAGGACAAGUCCAAGUACGACGAGAUCUUCUACAACCUGGCCCCGGCCGACGGCAAGCUCAGCGGCUCCAAGGCCAAGACGUGGAUGGUGGGCACCAAGCUGCCCAACUCGGUCCUGGGCCGCAUCUGGAAGCUGAGCGACGUGGACCGCGACGGCAUGCUGGACGAUGAGGAGUUCGCGCUGGCCAGCCACCUCAUCGAGGCCAAGCUGGAGGGCCACGGGCUGCCCGCCGACCUGCCGCGGCACCUGGUGCCGCCCUCCAAGCGCCGCCACAAGGGCUCGGCCGAGUGACCGCCCGCGGGCCCCGCCCCCGGCCGGCCCGCGCCGUCCUCCCGCCGACGCCCCGGCUCCCCUCGGAGCCCGCCGUGAAUCCCCCGGCCGGCCGGCCCCCCACUCCCAGCCGGAGCCCGUCUGUUCCGGCCUGGGCCCCGCUUCUUUGUCUCCGGCUCUCUGCCCGUCCUUGGGUCUCCGGGACCCCUCCCGGCUCCCAGCCGGCCUCGCUGUCUAUCCCCCCGUGUGUCCGCCGUGCCCGCUGCCCCCCUCCGGCCCCCUCUGAACUCCCCACGCUCCCCCGCUUCCUCCUCUCCAUCUGUAAGCUUCUCUUGGGAUCUCCCCCACACACCCAGUCUUGGUCUCCUCCCCAUCUUCCCAUUCCUCCCCCCCAGCCCCGGCCCCUCACACCCCUCACUCUCCCCCCUCAGACAGACUCUACUUGUCACACCUGCCCCAAAUGUGAAGCCUUAGGCCCCAGCCUGGCCCCAGGAGGCCCUUCCCAACGACUUCCAAAGGCCCCAGGGCUCCAUGGACUAAACCAUCCUCUCCCUCCUCCAGCUCCACCCCCCUCCUCCCCCUAGGAAGGGGCUUUUGCAAGGAGCUGGGGGGGAGGGGAGGGCGGCCUCCACAUGUCCCACCCCCAACACUCGCACACUCACACCUCACACACUCACACUCACUCACACACACUCACACUCACACUCACACCUCACACUCACACACACUCACACUCACACACACCUGGUUGAUCGGUAGAUACAGUAUGAGGACCAAGGAGAGGGAAUGAGUCCGAGGCUUAAAGCUGUGUAUACACUCAGCGUAUAUGCAUUGUGCGUGCAAUAAGUGGAUGCAGGUUUGGGGUAUGUGACCUGGGGAAGGAGCCUUCCAGGCCCCAAUCGUUGAGUCCGUAUGGAAGGCGGGGAAGGGGGCCCUGGGAGGAUGGAGAGCACAGAUUCGCUCCCACCCUCCCUGCUCCCGCUCCUCCUGUGCCCAACACCAGUCACUGAUCCGGGUCAAGGGCGAGAUCAGGCUGGGAGGGAGGCGACUGUCCUGGAGCCGAGCAGCGGAGGGUGAUUUCAGAGGGAAGAGAGUUGGGUUUCUUGGAGGGUUCCGGUCCGGGUCCCAGCGCCUCCGAGGUGUCUGGUCCAGAGACGCCCAGGGCCUCAUUGCGGCAGUCGGGUCCCUCCGGGAGCGUCCAGCCCGGCCGUCAGAACCCAGGCCCGGGGAGCUAGCUGCCUUCUGAUUCCCCGGGGUCUCCGGCCCUUGUCUAGUUAUGGAGCUCAGGCGAGGACCUUCGGCCGUAUUUGUGAUAUGGAAUGGGGGGUCCUUUAUUUCUGUGGUGCAUCCCCCCCAUCAGCCGACCCGUGUGUCCACAAAGGACGAGGGGAGCCCGACAGUGAGGGCCCAGGUCUCCAGAGGCCAUGUUUCCACCCUCCCCCUGACUGUGGCCCGACUCCUGCAGGAGUCACUUCCCAAAGAGCCAGAUGGAAGGGUGUCGGCACAUCCCGCCCUUUGUAUUACAGAUGGGGAAACUGAGGCCGAGUUAAGUGAUGUGCUUGGGGUCUGAGGGUCUGAGGCAAGAUUUCUUCCCAACUCUUUAGUCUGCAUGGGUCACCGAGGAAGGGCAGUGACCAGGGCCAGUCCCCUUCCCCUCCUGGGGACCCUGAGAUGGGAGUGGGAGCGUGGGGGCUUCCUCCCCCCAAAAUCCCCCAAAGAAGGGCUCCCCCCCUCACACACACACACACACACACUCACACACACUCACUCACACACACCCCUGUGCUUAGAGACCCCCAGAGGACACCGGUUCCUCUCUCAGCUGCCCGGCAUAUGUGGCAAGGCUGACCCCUGAAGUGAAGCCCAGCCCCACGGGGGUUGGGUGGAUGAGGGGAGGGGCUUGUCCACCCCGCGGAGCCCUGCCCGGCCUGAGGGAGAGCCAGCAUCCUCCGGCCAGCCCCGCUCUGCCAAGGGAACAGCGGUCUCGGGUUCCUCGCUGGGCCUCGGAACAGUCGGGGAAGAAGCAGCAGUUCCCAGGCCCAGGGGCCGAGAGGAGGGAGAGCGGCGCCCCCGCCCCGCGGUCAGCUGGGAGACCUCCCGGGAGGGAGGCAGCCCCCAGCCCGGGUGCCAUGUAAUGGGAGAGUGUGAUGUUCAGUAAUAAAAGUGCUUCUCACA
Molecule: messenger RNA, 4041 nt
Organism: Antechinus flavipes (yellow-footed antechinus)
Lineage: Eukaryota; Metazoa; Chordata; Mammalia; Dasyuromorphia; Dasyuridae
Gene: EHD2
Product: EH domain containing 2
Exons: 6
Coding region: 247-1887 (546 amino acids)
Biological process (GO): endosomal transport; endocytosis
Cellular component (GO): cytoplasm; plasma membrane
Molecular function (GO): GTP binding; protein binding; calcium ion binding
Source: RefSeq, a predicted model, not a curated record